AAGCAAAGCACAUUUUUCUGCCUCAAAGGCUGAUAGAUCAAGCUUACAAGUGUUUGGAGGCUAGUAAGCGGGGGUUGAAAUGAAACUUCGAAUACACGAGGCAGAAAAGAAGUGCUUUUGCUUUAUUUUGUUAUUUUUUUAUUUUGUUAUUUUUCCUUGUUCCAAGUCUUUUCUAUAUUUCUUUCUUAUUGUAUAUUAUCUUUAUUAUUCCAAUAAAAUAGAAUCACUUCCAAUAACCUAUUAUCCAUCCUAUUCUUCACUUGUCAUCUUUGUUUUUUUAAAAAAAAAGACUUCUUUUAUUAUCAUCUACGGCAAACUCUAUUCUAUUUUAUUUAAAACGAACAUGGUAGAAUUGGUUGAUCGAAGGUCGGACACUACACCUGUUCUUACUGAUACCAUUGUCGACAAGCUUCGACCUUUUUUACCACAAAGAUACCGAUUAGCAACGCGAUGGAGUUUACUUUAUAGUUUGGAUCAACAUGGUAUCAGUUUAUCCACUUUAUAUCGAUUAGUAAAAAACAACAAAGGUCCUUGCUUACUUGCUAUCAAAGAUGCCAAUGAUCAGGUUUUUGGUGCAUUCCUGAAUGAAACUUUGAAACCAACUACUCAUUAUUAUGGUACAGGUGAAUGUUUCUUAUGGCGAACAACUUCAACUGGAUUAAAAGCUUAUUCUUGGACUGGCAUGAAUGAAUAUAUGAUCUUAUCCGAGCAUGAAUUUAUUGCUAUUGGCGGAGGGGACGGUAAAUUUGGACUUUGGAUCAAUGGUGAUUUAGAUAAAGGAUAUAGUUCAUCAUGUCCUACAUUCAACAAUGAACCAUUAUCUAUUCAACCAGAAUUCAAUUGUAUAGAAUUGGAAAUAUGGGGUUUUAGAAUUUAAAAGUUAUUAGUUUUUAGUCAUUUUAUUGAAUAAUAAAAAAAAAGGGUUGAAUUGAAAAAGGGAAAAUGUUGGGGACAUCUGUUUCGGGGAAAUGUAUCGUCA
Messenger RNA from Halteromyces radiatus, 979 nucleotides. Its product is annotated as TLD-domain-containing protein. Gene Ontology annotation, cellular component: nucleus. NCBI's taxonomy places the organism in Eukaryota, Fungi, Mucoromycota, Mucoromycetes, Mucorales, Cunninghamellaceae. Gene Ontology annotation, biological process: response to oxidative stress. The record is from RefSeq and is a predicted model, not a curated record. The transcript has 5 exons. The coding region runs from base 80 to 877 and encodes 265 amino acids.